Messenger RNA from Tarenaya hassleriana, 1566 nucleotides. Its product is annotated as 26S protease regulatory subunit S10B homolog B. Gene Ontology annotation, cellular component: cytosolic proteasome complex; proteasome regulatory particle, base subcomplex. The record is from RefSeq and is a predicted model, not a curated record. The coding region runs from base 93 to 1292 and encodes 399 amino acids. Gene Ontology annotation, biological process: positive regulation of RNA polymerase II transcription preinitiation complex assembly. The transcript has 11 exons. NCBI's taxonomy places the organism in Eukaryota, Viridiplantae, Streptophyta, Magnoliopsida, Brassicales, Cleomaceae. Gene Ontology annotation, molecular function: ATP hydrolysis activity; proteasome-activating activity; ATP binding.
UUGAAGAAUGGAACCUUGUUUUUGCCUUUAGUCUUCAGACACCUCCUGAGAUCCAUCGUCGGAGUUUGUGGUGGAAGAGGAUUUCCGGCAGAAUGAGCGACGGAGAUGACGCCGCGAGACGCCGUACUGCGGCUGUUGCCGACUACAGGAAGAAGCUUCUCCAGCACAAGGAGCUCGAGUCCCGUGUCCGAACAGCUAGGGAGAGUCUAAGAGGAGCUAAGAAGGAAUUCAACAAAACCGAGGAUGAUUUGAAAUCCCUUCAAAGUGUUGGGCAGAUAAUCGGGGAAGUACUACGACCCCUAGACAAUGAACGAUUGAUUGUCAAGGCAAGCAGUGGCCCCCGUUACGUGGUGGGUUGCCGCAGCAAGGUAGAUAAAGAGAAGCUAACCUCGGGAACUCGAGUUGUUCUUGAUAUGACUACACUAACCAUCAUGCGAGCCCUUCCCCGAGAGGUCGACCCAGUUGUUUACAACAUGCUUCAUGAAGACCCCGGAAAUGUUAGCUACUCGGCUGUGGGUGGUUUGUCGGAUCAGAUCAGAGAGCUUAGGGAAUCUAUCGAGUUACCUCUUAUGAACCCGGAGCUUUUCCUGAGAGUAGGGAUCAAACCUCCAAAGGGUGUCCUCCUUUAUGGACCUCCAGGUACUGGGAAAACACUACUUGCUAGGGCUAUUGCCAGCAACAUUGAUGCCAACUUCUUAAAGGUCGUGUCAAGUGCGAUCAUAGACAAAUACAUCGGAGAAAGUGCCAGGCUGAUUCGAGAAAUGUUUAACUAUGCCCGUGAUCACCAGCCUUGCAUCAUUUUCAUGGAUGAAAUCGAUGCUAUUGGUGGGCGUCGUUUUAGCGAGGGAACUAGUGCUGAUCGUGAAAUCCAAAGAACGCUCAUGGAGUUGCUUAACCAGCUUGAUGGAUUUGACCAACUUGGAAAGGUGAAAAUGAUAAUGGCAACGAACAGACCCGAUGUUCUUGAUCCCGCGCUUCUCCGUCCAGGUAGGCUCGACAGAAAGAUCGAGAUCCCCUUACCGAACGAGCAGUCGAGGAUGGAGAUCCUUAAGAUCCACGCAUCGGGAAUCGCCAAACACGGUGAAAUAGAUUACGAGGCCGUCGUGAAACUGGCGGAGGGUUUCAAUGGCGCUGAUCUGCGUAACAUCUGUACCGAAGCUGGAAUGUCUGCAAUCCGAGCGGAACGUGACUAUGUCAUCCAUGAAGAUUUCAUGAAGGCAGUGAGAAAGCUGAGCGAGGCCAAGAAGCUGGAGUCGAGUUCUCACUACAACACGGAUUUCGGGAAAGAGUAAGACGGAAAAAAUGUCUCGGGCAAAGGUUAGUGCCCGGAAUUUCCUCAUCCUCGACCUGAAAACUCCGAACUCGAGCGAGCAGAAGCGUAUGCAGAAUCUAAAUCUACAAUUUUAGUGUGGUAACUUGAGACAAUCAUAGGCAUUUGCCAAAUGCUCUUCCUCCUUGGCACUCUAAGCUUAUUGUGCUCUCAUGAUUUGUACUUUGUUAUUACUUUUCUUACAAGUUAAAAGGUUUUUGUUUGGUCUUUUUUUUUUCUUCUAAUUAUUUGGUUUA